UGCGAUACGAUAAUACUAAAUAAUAAUUGCAUCGAUUAGAAUUAACGUUCAACGAUCAGAAAUAUUCUAUUUGUGACUAACAGUUGGUCACCAUUGUUAUAUGACGGCGUUCUCUGAAACUAAUCCGACGAGUAACAUAACAGAAUGUGCGAGAACAUAACCUAUAAAGAUCGUCGAUAAUUGGAAAAUUUGCUUGUUAAUUGUGCUUAUAUUUCCAAACUCGAAAGGACGAUUUAUUUUAUGAUAAAAACAAGUUGCAGAUAUGCCAAAGUAUUAUUGUGAUUAUUGUGACACGUAUUUAACGCACGAUUCGCCGAGCGUACGAAAAACUCAUUGCCAAGGACGAAAACACAAAGAUAAUGUUAAAUUCUUUUAUCAAAAAUGGAUGGAGGAACAAGCUCAGCAUUUAAUCGAUGCCACGACAGCAGCCUUCAAAGCUGGAAAAAUUGCAUCCAAUCCAUUUGCAGCAAAUAAAGGAGCAGCUAUACCUCCACCACCUAGUCUUGGGCCACGACCUGGAGUACCACCGCAAGGACCGCCAGGUAUGAUGCCACCACCUGGUAUGCAUCCUGGUGGACCGAUGGGUCCUGGCGGUCCUAUGAUGAUGGGUCCACACGGACCGAUGCCUUCAAUGAUGGGUAUGAGACCACCGAUGAUGGGACCUAUGGGACCAAUGGGUCCGAUGAUGGGACCAAUGGGUCCUAUGGGACCUAUGAGACCACCUAUGAAUGGACCUCCACCACCUAUAAGUGGUCCUCCGCCAAUGAAAAAGUAAAAUUCACAAAGUGUCUAUUAUAUUUUGCAAGAAAUAUAUCAUAAAAGAUAUAUUGUAAACAGAACGAUGUUAUAGAACUUUGUGUUUAUAUGUUUGACUUUGUACAAACUGUGGCAUAAAGAAAUGCGAGAAACAUAGAUAAAAAUAUGUGACAUCUAAAUGGAAUAUACAAUGUCUAAAUAAUAAAUAUUUCUUUAAUAUGAAUCUACAUAUGAUAUUUUAUGAGCUGUAUAGUUAGUCAAUAAAUGAAUUCAAUGAUAA
Messenger RNA from Vespula pensylvanica (western yellowjacket), 1036 nucleotides. It is a transcript of the gene snRNP-U1-C, whose product is annotated as U1 small nuclear ribonucleoprotein C. Bases 263 to 775 code for a protein of 170 amino acids. NCBI's taxonomy places the organism in Eukaryota, Metazoa, Arthropoda, Insecta, Hymenoptera, Vespidae. Gene Ontology annotation, cellular component: U1 snRNP; nucleus. The transcript has a single exon. The record is from RefSeq and is a predicted model, not a curated record. Gene Ontology annotation, biological process: spliceosomal snRNP assembly; mRNA splicing, via spliceosome; mRNA 5'-splice site recognition. Gene Ontology annotation, molecular function: zinc ion binding; pre-mRNA 5'-splice site binding.